AUGCCCAUACUCCGUGACACUUUAAUUGCUGCUCUUUACAUUUUUAUAUUGCCCAUCACUCAUUUUGUUCCCAAUCUUUGCUCUGAGAGGAAUUCAGAAAUGUCAAUUACUCGCUACAAGGACCCAAUCCCUGAGGGUGUCAGUGUCUUUACUACCCUUGCUGAAGCUGCCAAAAUCCAAUUGGCAAACCCAGCUGCCAGUUUGUACCCUUUUAAUGAUGGCCACUACAUAAAAGAUCCUGAUGGGACUGUCAUUGCUGUGGCAGCGGACGAAAUAUGUGAGGAACUCGACCACAGAAUCGCUGAGUUGGAUGCGAAGAUUGCAGCGGGCGAGUUAACAGAUUAG
Aspergillus ruber CBS 135680 is the source of this 345-nucleotide messenger RNA. RefSeq lists its product as uncharacterized. Lineage: Eukaryota; Fungi; Ascomycota; Eurotiomycetes; Eurotiales; Aspergillaceae. The transcript has a single exon. The record is from RefSeq and is a predicted model, not a curated record. Bases 1 to 345 code for a protein of 114 amino acids.